CGCUGUCAGCGGGAGGCGGUGUGUGAGGCCGGUGUUUCCCAGAGUGCCCCGCGGAGCUUACCGGACCCCGGGGGGGAAGUGACAGAUAACAAAUGGGCAAUAUCAGGAGUGCGCUUGUGCGCAACUUAUAGACGGGACGGCGGCGGGCUCCCCUCCGGGGGGGCGAGAGUUACCGGCCGCUCCAUCUCACUGCUUCUCUCCUGACUGGCACCGGGGAGCUAUUUGCCCCCUAACGGGACGCGUCACUUGUAGCGGAGUCCUUGCGAGAGGGUUGGUAGCGGCGGGAUGGAGGAUCUCCCGGCGGCCGGAGGAAUGGCCGCGUCUCCGAGGUUGCAGGCCGUGGGUCCGGCCCAGUCCCAGGGAGCCCCAUCUGAGCCUGGCUGUGAGCUAGCCAGCCGCCCCCCUCAGUACACUAUCCCCGGGAUCCUGCACUACAUCCAACACGAGUGGGCCCGCUUCGAGAUGGAGAGAGCGCACUGGGAGGUGGAGAAGGCCGAGCUGCAGGCACGGAUAGCCUUCUUACAAGGAGAAAGAAAAGGCCAGGAAAACUUGAAGAAAGAUUUAGUAAGAAGAAUAAAGAUGUUAGAGUAUGCAUUAAAACAAGAGAGGGCAAAGUACCAUAAAUUAAAAUAUGGAACAGAAUUAAAUCAAGGAGACUUGAAGACUCCAACAUUUGAAUCAGAAGAAACCAAAGAUUCCGAGGUUUCCCCUGGGCCUCAGAAUAGUCAGCUGACCUGGAAACAAGGCCGUCAGCUGUUAAGACAGUACCUUCAGGAGGUUGGUUACACAGAUACGAUAUUGGAUGUGCGGUCACAAAGGGUACGCUCUUUGCUGGGACUUUCAGGCUCCGAGCCAAACGGCUCAGUGGAAACAAAGAACCUAGAACAGAUCCUCAAUGGUGGGGACUCUCUUUCUCUUAAACAAAAGGGACAAGCAAAUAAAAGGAACUCAGGUGAUGUUCUUGAAACAUUUAAUUUCUUAGAAAGUGCUGAUGACAGCGACGAAGAAGAUGAAGGGGACCUAAUUGAGGAUGUCCCUGACAGAAGGGAAAAGCAGCAAAUGAAUAAAAAGCAUAAAAUUGGCAAUGAAGGUUUAGCAGCUGAACUCGCUGAUGAUACAGAGGAAGCACUGAAGGAGUUUGAUUUCCUAGUAACAGCAGAAGAUGGAGAGGGAGCCGGAGAAGCAAGGAGUUCAGGGGAUGGAACGGAAUGGGAAAAGGAUGUGCUGUCCCCAACAACAGAGGUUUGGGAUGUAGACCAGGGACUAAUAAAUAAACUGAAGGAGGAAUACACCAAGGAGCGCAAGGGAACAAAAGGGGCCAAGAGGGUGAACAGGACGAAAUUGCACGACAUGAUUGCAGACCUAGGGGAGGAGGAUCUUUCUCACAUCCCGGCAGAAAUCCUGAGCCCAGCCCGCACACCCUCCUCAAGAAUUACUGAUCAUGAAGGGGGAAGAGCAGAGGAAGGUGCUGAGCCAUUUGCUUACACUGAGCCCAUCGCAUUUCCUCCUGGAUCUGGUAAACCCUUUAUUAUGGCAUCGGAAGACGUUUUGGAAAGCGUCUUGGGACUUGGAGAUUUGGCCGACCUCACUGUCACGAAUGAUGCAGAUUUCAGUUAUGAUAUUCCAUCCAACAAGGAUGCCUUUAGGAAGACAUGGAACCCAAAGUACACCCUACGAAGCCACUUUGAUGGGGUCCGGGCCCUGGCCUUUCACCCAGUGGAACCUGUUCUGGUCACUGCUUCUGAGGACCACACCCUGAAACUAUGGAAUUUGCAGAAAACUGUUCCUACCAAAAAGAGUGCCUCCUUAGACGUGGAACCCAUCUACACAUUUAGAGCUCACAUUGGGCCUGUCCUUUCGCUUGUGGUUGGCUGCAGUGGAGAACACUGUUACAGUGGAGGGCUUGACUCAACAAUACAGUGGUGGAAAAUACCAAGCCCCAAUGUGGAUCCAUAUGAUACAUAUGAUCCAAGUGUUCUGGCUGGCACUCUGGUUGGACACACGGAUGCAGUGUGGGGCCUGUCACAUAGUGGAGUUAAAGAUAGCUUGCUCUCCUGCUCUGCGGAUGGUACUGUACGGUUAUGGAGCCCGCCCACAGGCACUCAGUGUAUCGGCACAUACAAUGGAAACAGAGAACAUGGGAUCCCCACUUCUGUUGAUUUUAUUGGCUGUGACCCUGCCCAUGCUGUAGCCUCCUUUACAAGCGGUUGCAUAGUCGUUUAUGACCUAGAAACUUCUGAGUCUGUGAUACAACUUUCUUCACCCUCUGACUCUGGUGCUCCCUUUUCCAACCAUAUUAAUAAAAUUGUCAGUCACCCAACGCUUCCUGUUACUAUUGCAGCAUUUGAAGAUAGGCACAUCAAGUUUUUUGACAAUAAAUCAGGAAAGAGUAUCCACUCGAUGGUGGCUCACUUGGAUGCAGUGACAAGUCUUGCCGUGGAUCCCAAUGGAAUUUACCUGAUGUCUGGAAGCCACGACUGCUCCAUCAGGCUGUGGAACCUAGACAGCAAGACGUGCGUGCAGGAGAUAACCGCCCACCGCAAAAAGUUAGACGAAUCUAUUUACGAUGUUGCCUUUCACCCAUCCAAAGCAUUCAUUGCUAGCGCCGGAGCAGACGCCCUGGCGAAGGUCUUUGUGUGACCCGCCGUUGAACGUACCCCUUUUUAAGUGCAUUUGGGACAAAUCUGAGAAAGAGGCUAAUUGCGUGUUAUUGAAGCAAAACCUUGAAACAUCACUGCCACGAGGAACUUGCACCCACUUCAACACUACAAUGCAGAGCUCCCUCUGCAGGACAGUGAGAUACUGGUUACAGAAGGAGCUUUUGUCCUUGAAUCCUCCCCCCCCCCCCCCAUUCCCUCCCCCUUUUAAUAUCAGGAUGGCUUUUUGUAGAGCUGUAAUUACUGUAAUUUAUACCAUUUGUUCCCCUGGCAGUAACCAGUAUUUGCAGCCCCUGCGCAGGGUGUCUGCCCUAUAUAAAUAUAUAUAUAAUAUAAUAUAUAUUUCUUUUUUUAGCGCUCUUUAGAAAAUAUAUUUUGUUCAAGGUGUUUUUCCCAGUCUACUUCUAAUCGCAGACCCACAAUCCAACACGCAGGAGCGCAACUCACACAAGGAAUGGGGGGGGGGGGGGGUUUGUAGGCGACUUCUCUGCCGUAUCACGCAGCCCCUUAGAGCAGUUUAUUUCCUGUCUGAUCCUGAUAUAACGCAUUAGAACCUUUAAUCAUUUCUCUUGACAUUUAUUUUUUCACCUGCAUUUUAAAGGACCAGCAGCCAACUUCACACUGGAUUGACGCCAGAAAGGCCGCAGAGAGCCGUAUUCAUCAAUGCUUGUCUCUCUCGCCUUUGCAACACUACAGAGAUUUGUAUUAGUUGGUGUGAUUAACCCUCUCCGUGCCUGGCUGCCGACGAAGGGAUUUUAAAAGCAACUUUUUCUUGACAAAAGGUUUUUUUUUCUGGCAUUGAAAGCAAGUGUGUAACUCUAUUUUUUAGCAUUAGUCUUGCAUAUACACACGUUUUUGGGUCUAACUGUAGUUUUUACUUUUUUUAUAUAUAUAUUUAAGCUGUCGCAGAAUUGCAGUGUUUUUAUCAGCCAUAAUGAAAGGAAAAAAGAAAAAAAACAGGAAUUUUACAGCUUUUUAUACUGCCAUCCUUCCUUCCCUACACAGAAGGUGAAUGUUUGGGAAAAAAUCAGCUUUUUUUUUUUUUUUCCUUCAUCGCCUUCCCUUUCUCCUCCCACUCUUGCAUCCCUGUAAUGCCAUUGGCCAGCCAUGCUGCCAAUAACUCAGGGGUUAAUGUUUGGAAAGAGACUAACAAUUAGCUACUGUGCUUUUCCUGGUAAUACUAAACAGGCAACAGUGUGGGGGCACAUCCCAGUCUGGCGCCCCCUAUCAUUCCCCUUUUUAACCAAUCGCAGCAUUCUAUCACUGUGUGAUAUAUUGUAUGUUUACUUUAUUUACAAAUUAAUUUAUCCGAAGGGUUUCCCCCCCGCUUAAUUACAACCGCUUAUUGUUAUUUAUUUCUGCUUUUUAUUCAUUGUUUUGUUCGUGUAAGUGAAAAAAAGGACUUUUACUGUUUGUGGAGCCUGGCACCCAAGCAAGUAAAUGAGGAGUACCGCUGACUGUCGGUUUUAUGUUGUUUGAAAUAGGAUAUUCAUAAUCAGGAUCCCAAGGCUCAAUCACAGACAUUGCCAGUUUAGCAUGAAGCCAUUUCCACAUGCAAAAUGGGGCUGAACUUACCCACCCCCCAAGGUUUGAUUUCAGUUUCCUUUUCCUUCAUCUUUACCUUUAGUCCAUAUUUUACUUUUCUCUCCAUUCUUUUGCCGACAUUCAGUUUCUGCUGUUGAGAGAUGGUAUUUCUUUGUGAUAUGCAUGACUAAGACAAUUCCACAUAACUUUUUCUAGUCUUCCACAAAAAUAAAGGGAAAACCAAUAAUUAUCAGUUUGCAAGUUUUGUAAGGUUAUUGUUUUACAGACUGCAAGUCGGCAAAUUUUUAUGAUUGUAUCACAAAAAGAACAGUUGUUGAAAAAUAAUGUAUAUAAAAUGCCUAUAAUAAAUAUUAAAUGGUGUACCUAAA
Molecule: messenger RNA, 4570 nt
Organism: Xenopus tropicalis (tropical clawed frog)
Lineage: Eukaryota; Metazoa; Chordata; Amphibia; Anura; Pipidae
Gene: strn3
Product: striatin 3
Exons: 18
Coding region: 286-2640 (784 amino acids)
Cellular component (GO): membrane; cytoplasm
Source: RefSeq, a predicted model, not a curated record